CGACGACGUUGGCACAUCUAAGGAUACAGAAGUGACUCCAUGAUGAAACUUUUGGUUUUGGCUGCCCUUGUGGCGGUCGUCGCGUCUGGUCGACAUGGCUUAGCCAAUCACAAGAACGAAGGCCCCUGGCAGCCCGGCAAGCUGUACACCUACGAGGUGCUCUCCAGCACCCUCGCGCGCCUCGAGGAGGGUGCCAGCACCGGCGGCGCCUUCCGCGCGCGCUUCACCAUCCGCGCACGCGCGCCCGACCGCCUGCAGGCCCGCCUCGACACCCCCCAGCACGCCCAGAUACACCAGGACCUCCCUAACACCUGGGCCCUCCCCGCUGACCUCAAGUACCAGGACGUUGACAACCUUAACCAAAUCUUCGAGAUCUACCUCGACGGUGGACGUGUCAAAUCACUCAAACUACCCACCACCGUCUCUCUCCAACAUGAAAAUCUUCUUAAAGGUCUUAUCAGCGCCCUACAGUUAGAUUUGUCAGCUCAUAGGAACCAGCAUUCCGCUCAUGAUACCCUCGAUCAACAAACCCAACAGGGCCUGUAUAGAAAAAUGGAGACUGACGUCACUGGUGACUGCGAAACUUUGUACGCCAUCCUCCCUGUAGCAGCUGAGUGGCGCCGCGAACUCCCCAACUUCUCCGACCUCAAGGAGGAGCCGUUCGAAGUCACCAAGACCAGGGACUACAAACACUGCCACCACAGAGUCUCUUACCACUUUGGAGUGCCCCAUGGAGUCCAGUGGACCGGAACCCCGGAGAACCCCCAGGAUGAGCAGUUCAUGAAGCAGAAGAUGUACUCUCGCAUCCUCGUCGGCAAGCAAGGCCCCAUCUACAAGUCUGAGACCACCAGCACCGUUCACGUCAACCCCCAUCUUUACGGCAAGCAGAUGGCCGAGGUGCGCAGCAAAGUUGUGCUGAAGCUAGUCAAGUACGAACAGGAUAAUGAGGCCGAAUGGCAGGUUCCUGAAGGACGCGUCAUCAAGAACCUCCUGUACGCGAUGAACUCCAAGCAGCUCACUAUGCAGGACUCAUCUUCUUCCGAAUCCUCGUCCUCGGAAUCCCACGAGCACCAGCACCACCACCUCUACAACCUGGACGGCCAACAGAAGGAGAAUGAGGGAGAAGACAACCUGAACAGAGUACGCCGUUCCUUGAGAUAUAAAAAACAAGUGACCGUCAACAAGGUGCUCAUCAAGCGCAGCGAUGAGGACAAGUCCUGGGAUUCUGACUCCACGUCGGCGUACGUCAACGAUGACGUGCCCAACAUCAACGAGCCCGCCUACGCCUCCUUGUACAUGAGCCCCCAGCCCCGCGUAGACAAGAAGCAGAACACGAUGAACGCCCAGAAACUCGUCCAGGAAAUCGCGCAGCUACUUCAAAACCCUAACAACAUGCCCAAGAACGACUUCCUCUCCAAGUUCAACAUCUUGGUGCGCGUCAUUGCCGCCAUGAGCUCCGAACAACUCGGCCAGAUCAGUCGUACCAUUGAGGUCGCCAAGUCUUCCAAUAACAUUCUCAAGUCUGACAUGUGGAUGGUCUACCGCGAUGCUGUAGCUCAAGCGGGCACCUUACCUGCCUUCCAACAGAUUAAGUCCUGGAUCGUGAACAAGAAGAUCCAAGGAGAGGAGGCCGCUCAGGUCAUCGCUUCUCUUCCCUCUACUCUACGCUACCCUACCAAGGACGUCAUGAUUCAGUUCUUUAAGCUUGCUAUGAGUGAGGAGGUUAAGGAGCAGAAAUACUUGAACACCACCGCUCUGAUCGCUGCCACCAGACUGAUCAACCACGCCCAAGUGAACAACGUGACCGCGCACAAAUACUACCCCACUCACAUGUACGGCCGUCUGGCUAACAAGUACGACAACUUCGUCCUUGAGGAGAUCCUGCCGCGUCUGAGCCAAGAGCUGCAGCAAGCAAUCACAAACAACGAUAACCACAAAGCUCAGGUGUACAUCAAGGCUAUCGGUAAUCUAGGCCACCGUAGCAUCUUGGAGGUGUUCGCGCCCUACUUGGAAGGCAAAGUGCCAGUGUCCAACUACCUCCGUGCCCAGAUGGUGUUGAACCUUGACGUGUUGGCUCACGAGAGGGACCACUUCGCGCGCGCUGUUUUGUACAGUAUCCUGAGGAAUACGGCUGAGCCCUACGAAGUGCGAGUGUCGGCGAUCCACAACAUCUUCAUGACUCGUCCGACUGUCGCCAUGAUGCAGGCGAUGGCUGAGAUGACACAGAAGGACCCGAGCAUAUUCGUGCGCGCUGCGCUGAAGGAAAGCAUCCAGUCUGCUGCUGGACUUAAGGACCCGCGUUACCAGACCCUUGCCAGAGCCGCCCAAGCCGCCGAGCCCUCUCUCACCAAAGACGACUUCGGAACUCUCAACCUAGCCAAGAAGUUCGGCGAAUUCUUCGGCAAGGACGAGUAUGGCAUGAUGAACGUCAUGUCCUACGUCAGCAGUGAGGAGUCACUGUUCCCGAAAACCUUGAAAUACUCGUGGAAGAACCGGGCCUAUGGCUACGCUAGGAUGAACACGAUUGCCGCAUCGUUCUCAAACUACCGUCAAUUCAUCGAUCUUCUGACGCAAAAGAUGACCUUUGAGAAACAGACCGCUCCCCAGUCGGCCGAGCACAAGUACUCCGCUGAAAAGAUCGCUGAGAUGCUGAACAUCAAGCACGACUCCCAGAAACCCCUCCUGGCCUCCUUCUUCAUCGAUUUCAUGAACCAGCAGAGAUAUUACAGCCUCACUCAAGAUGACAUGGACAGACUCCCAGCCCUCUUCGGAGAGUACUUGGCUAACCUCAACAAGGGUUACGACAUCCACUACACCAAGGUCUUCAACCAGGCUCAGGUCUCCAUCAUGUUCCCUCUCGCCUCCGGUAUGCCUUUCAUCUACAAAUACAAAGAACCUACCGUCGUCCACAUCCAGGCUAAAUCCAAAGGUCAGAUCAACAUCCCUUCGAUCCGGAACCGUGAAUAUUCCAUGAAGCAAGAUAAUGAGAUACAGUUCACUUACGCGAGAAAUAUUGAGGGAAGCGUCGGUUUCUUGAAUACGCUGGACAACCAUUUCGUCAGCGCGGGCAUCGUCACGAAACACCAGGUUAAUGCUGCCGUAAAGGUCCAAAUGGAAGCUAAAGCCGGACAGUUCAAGAUCCGUUUGGAACCCCUCCGCCCUGAACAGGACACCACCAUCGCUUACUUCAGCAUGUGGCCUUACACAGCCAAUCAGAAGAAGGACACUCUGACCCCGGUUUCACUUGACCCGACCACGAAAGUCAUCACGCGCAGAAACAAAGUGAUGUGGGUUGACUACAAAUUCGGACAGGGCACCGGUACCCAGUUCCAGGUGCAAGGAUACUCAUAUUCCAAGGACUACAGGAACUUCGGCACCAUGAUGCAGGGACAGGAUCUGCUGUCGAACAUCAUCUUCGCUCUGAACCAGAGAGACGUUGCCAUGACGCACUUGAACUUCAGAUAUAUUGGAACACAAUCCCAAAAUAAGGCUAUUGCUAUCACCGUGGCUUAUGACACUCUCUACAACCAGAAAGAGUCUGAAGGUCCAGUAGUAGCAUCAGAAAUCCAAGAUGUUACCCCUAUCAGCGCCACCCGCCGCCAAGAGAUCGUGAAGCGCGCUGUAGCUGGAAUCAAGUACGCCAGAGCUCAGAUCAUCGACCUUAGCGCCAUCUUCGAGGGACCGCAGAAAACUGAAUACAUGCUCACUGCCGCCGUCGGCGACAGCAAAGUUGACCCCAAGAUCAGAUACGCUUUCUUCGCUGCUAGAAACUCAGCCAAAUACGGGAACAAUCAGAUCAACUCUGUCGGAACACUGAACAAGCCUGUCGCAUCAUCUCUGAACUUCGUUGAGGCCCUGCAAAAGGAACUGAAGGCCAGCUUUGAAGCUGACUUCAACCUCGGUCAGAAGAACGGAAACAUUCAGAUCAAGGGAUUGGCUGAGCGCACCAAAAAAGCCACUGAAGAGAUGCAGCAGAGCCCAUGGGCCAAGCAGAGCGUCCAAGAAAUGGCCCGCAACAACUACUACCAGGAGGCCAGCAGAAUGAUGAUAGAAAUGGCGUACGCUCCCACUCGCGUUCAGGCUUCGGUUUCCUACAAAGACUUAAGCCCUGCCGUCAUCAACAUGACCUACCAGGCUUACAAGGCCCUGACCACCUACGGCUACUGGUACACCGAUAUUAACAUAAUGAAGAAAUCAGCCGAGGGUAAACUGGACUUCGAUGCUGAGGCAUCCUAUAUGGAUGACUACAUGAACUUGGACAUGAUCACGCGUUACGGCCAUGUUAAGAUGAACAACGUCCCAAUCCCGAAGACCAGCGCUGCUGCUUUAUCGUUCUACACGCCAGUGAAUGCGUACGAGCGCGUCCUUAAUCGCUUCACCAGGCAACAAUACCUGCCCUACUGCACUGUCGAUGGUUCCAAGAUCAGGACCUUCAGCAACCGCACUUACGACUACACUCUCACCAGCUCCUGGCACGUGGUGGUUCAGGACAACGCCAAGUACGCUGGACAACAAGGAGUCAGCAACGAGCAGCUCGCCAUCCUGGCUAGAAGGCCCGAGGAGAAGAAGCAGGAGAUCUAUGUUUCAUACAAAUCCGACACCGGCAACCACUUAGAAAUGGAAGUCCAGCCUGCAGCCAGUGUCAACCUGAAGGAUGGAUUGAAAGUCAACACUAACGCCAAGAAAGUCUCUGAAGGUGAAUUCACCAUGUACUGGGACGAAGCUAAAGACGCCCCUCUUCUGUAUUACUACAACACCGAGAAUGCCUUGGUGUUUGUCAUUGGUGAAGACCGUCUCCGCGGCAUCUACGAUGGCCAGAGACUCGUGAUCUGGGCCAGCAACAACCGUAACAACAUCAGAGGAGUGUGCGGAUACAUGAGCGGUGAGCCUCGUGACGACUACCUUACCCAGUACGGUAUCGUUGACAAACCAGAGCUCUACGCUGCUGCCUACGCUCUGAACACCGAGAACGCUGAUGCUCACACCCAGCAACUGUCUAACCAAGUGCGUGAACAGGCCUACCAGCCCCACUAUCACUACACGUCUAUUCUCCGAUCAGACGACCAGUGGAGACAAGAAAUUGACUCCUCAGACGAGGAACGCUACAGCAACAUCAUCUACAGAGCUCGCAGCUUCCAGAAGCAGCAAGGACCUUGCCACAUGGAAAAGCAAGUGCAAUACUAUCAGACCGAGAAGGAGAUUUGCAUUUCGACGGUUCAGGUGCCCGCCUGUGAGAAGCACUGCAGAGGUCUGAACUAUCAGGUCCGACCUGUCCAGGUUGUCUGCCGGCCAGCAGUUGAUGCGCAGUUCCAGAACUACAGAAACCAGAUUCAGAGAGGAGAGAACCCUCAAGUUAGCGGCCAGCAACAAGCUGCCCAAUACAGGGUUCCCAGUUCUUGCCAAGCUUAAAAAUAAUUGUGAAAAGACUUUAAUAGGAUAGGCGUGCAAACGGACUAUGAUUACUUAUGUGUAUUUAUCGUAUAUAUUUUUGGCAUCGACAUAUUUAUGAUGUGUAUGUAUAUCGAAAUUUAUUAUAUAUUAUGUAUGUAGUUAUGUAUCGUUUAUGUAUUUAACGUGAUGUUAGUAUUAUUAUUUACAAAUAUGUAUAAAUAAUAGGUAGAGUAUAUA
This is a messenger RNA of Leguminivora glycinivorella, 5628 nucleotides long. RefSeq names its product vitellogenin-like. Gene Ontology annotation, molecular function: lipid carrier activity. Bases 40 to 5409 code for a protein of 1789 amino acids. The transcript has 7 exons. NCBI's taxonomy places the organism in Eukaryota, Metazoa, Arthropoda, Insecta, Lepidoptera, Tortricidae. Gene Ontology annotation, biological process: lipid transport. The record is from RefSeq and is a predicted model, not a curated record.